AAUACAAUAUAAAAUUAGGAUGACUGAUGCUGAGGGACUUGAUUAUAAGGAUGUCGCUGCUAUCGUCAGAGGAGCUUUGUGCUUCGGAAGACUGAGGUUUCAUCCUAAAGCUCUCAUGUUCAAGGCCCAAAGUAGUGGCAAGAUUGAUCAGUUUGGAUCAGCUGAUAUUUGUGAGACACACUGGAUGAGAGCAUCUCGGGGUUACCAACUGGUUGUUAUUACUAACAGUAAUGCUGUUUUUAAGUUUGUUGGCCUCGAAGAAAAGAACAAGGAACAGAUAAAGAGGUUUAUCAGAGAGCAUUAUGACGCUACAUUCACAGAGAAGGAACCGUUUGUCAAGGGAUGGAACUGGGGAUCUGUUGAUUUUGCUGGACCUCUGAUGGUGUUUCACAAUGACGAGAAACCCUUGUUUGAGGUGCCCUUACCUGAUGUAUCAACUGCUACUGUUAAUAAAAAUGAGGUGACAGUUGAGUUCCACCAAGACGAUGAUAACGAUAUGAGUCUAGUUGAAAUGAGAUUCUACGUUCCUAACAUAACAAACGACUCAGACGAUAUCCCUGCUGAUAACUUCCACAGGAAUGUUAUGAAGUAUGCUGACGUCAUCAAGGCCACUGGUGACGUAAUUGUUAAGUUCGAACAAGUGCUCCUCCAAACCCCCAGAGGACGUUACGAUGUGGACAUGUACCCUAGUUUCCUCCGACUUCACGGUAAAUCUUACGAUUACAAGAUUCCCUACAGUACUAUGAUAAGAAUGUUCCUUCUCCCGCACAACGACCAGAGAUCUGUUUACUUCGUGAUCUCAACAGAUCCUCCAAUUAGACAAGGUCAGACCCGUUACCCUCAUCUGGUUAUUCAGUUUAUAAAGGAUGACUGGAGCGAUCUCACAUUGGAACUAGAUGAGGAAACGAUAGCAACUAAAUACGAAGGGAAGCUCCAAAAGGAGAUGGCAGGACCCACAUAUGAAACCUUUAGUAAAGUUAUGAAGUUCGUAGUAGGACAGAAAAUAUUUGUACCCGGGAACUUCGUCAGUUCAGCAGGUAGUCAAGCUAUAGCGUGCUCUCACAAGGCUAACUCUGGGUUCCUGUACCCACUGGAGAAAGGGUUUAUGUUCGUUGUUAAACCUCCUGUUCAUAUCCGGUUUGAUGAGACCUCCUCCGUUAACUUCUCCCGUGUUGCUUCAGGCGUUGGACAAAGCAGAAGUUUUGACCUUGAAAUUGAAACUAACACUGGUGCAAACUACAUAUUCGCUAGUAUCGAGAAGAAAGAAUAUUCCAAACUAUUUGAUUUCCUGAAGGGUAAGAAGAUAAGAAUACAAAACACCAAGGCUGGAGGCGAUGAGACAUUUGCUGAUGACUUUGGAGACGGCAGCGCUUCAGACAACGAGUUACCCGACCACUACUUGGAGAAGAUGAAGAAAGAAGGUCAAGCGAGGGACAGUGAUGAUGACAGUGAUGAAUCAGAAGAUGAGGACUUUGUGGCUGGAGAGACACCAGAUACUUCACCCAGUUCAUCAAGCGAAACUGAAGAGGGAGAAGGAGAUGAGAAGAAGAAAAAGAAGAAGAAAGUCGCCAAGGAGACUGUUAUUGGCAAACAAAAGGGUUCGCCAAAAGCGAAGAGGGAAAGAAAAGAACCGACCGGAAAGAAAACUAAAGCUCAGAGAAAGGCCGAAAGGGACCCCAACAAACCCAAAAAGCCACCAACAGCAUACUUUUUGUGGCUAGGAGUAAACAGAGGUAGUAUAAAGGACAAAAACCCCGGCAUAACUGUUACAGAGAUAGCUAAAAAAGCAGGAGAAAUGUGGAGAGGUUUAACCGCAGACGACAAACUGGAGUACGAGGGCAAAGCUAAUCAAAUGAAAGAAGAAUAUAACGUGUCAAUAAUCGAAUACAACAAGAACCUCGCUCUAAAUCCUCGACCUGUCUCCUCGUCUCCUAUAGUAACAAAGAAGAAGAGCAGUAAACCUUCUUCAAAACCAUCUUCAACGGCGUACAAGAGCAAAGAAAUGAUCAAUACAGAUGACGAUUUAUCAACGGAUUCUGAAGAGGAAAAACCUUUGAAACCCAAGCCUUCGCCCCCGAAGAAAGAGGAGCCAGCCUCAUCUUCCAAACAGGACGACUCAGACUCAGACAAAAGCGACGUGUCCCCCAAGAAAGCAGCUCCAGAAGAGAGUAAGAAGAGGAAGCGAGAAGAGCCAGCCACCUCCUCAAAACAGGAUGAAUCAGAAUCAGAAGACAGUGACGUGGCUCCUCCUGAAGAGAGCAGCUCAGAGGAAGAAAAGGCGCCUCCCCCUAAAAGGAGCAUGAGGUCCCGGGGCGCUCCUACUUCAGCACCAGCUAAUUUACCUGAUGACACUUUCGGGGACGAGGAGUACACGGACGGAGAGGCACCUCCGAGUCCGAAAAGCUCGGAGUCUGACUAGUUAUGAUUUGUAAUUACUGAUUGGUUGUGGUCAAAGACUGGUUAUUCAUCUCACAGAUUUAGUGGUUAGAAUCUAGGGUUAGUAGUCGUAAUCUAAAGAGAGGAGCGAUUGGGACUCUAGAAACUUUCUCACUUCCCUAACAUCAAUUUUCUCCUCGUGUUCCACCCUACGACAGGAAAUCGUCUGACCCGUGACAAGAGGACUGUAGACUUUUAAAUAAGUCCGUUUCAAAUGCACUUUUAACUGUAUUCUUAUUUCAACAUUUUUAAUUUGAAUUGUUUCUGGAAAGGACAUCAGAAUUAUUAUUGCAAAUUCUAAAAUUAAAAUCCCUUU
This is a messenger RNA of Bolinopsis microptera, 2752 nucleotides long. RefSeq names its product FACT complex subunit SSRP1-like. Lineage: Eukaryota; Metazoa; Ctenophora; Tentaculata; Lobata; Bolinopsidae. The coding region runs from base 20 to 2419 and encodes 799 amino acids. The transcript has 17 exons. Gene Ontology annotation, molecular function: nucleosome binding; DNA binding; histone binding. Gene Ontology annotation, cellular component: nucleus; FACT complex. Gene Ontology annotation, biological process: regulation of chromatin organization. The record is from RefSeq and is a predicted model, not a curated record.